This is a messenger RNA of Sardina pilchardus (European sardine), 3698 nucleotides long. Its product is annotated as coiled-coil domain-containing protein 177. The record is from RefSeq and is a predicted model, not a curated record. The coding region runs from base 309 to 2096 and encodes 595 amino acids. The transcript is spliced from 2 exons. NCBI's taxonomy places the organism in Eukaryota, Metazoa, Chordata, Actinopteri, Clupeiformes, Clupeidae.
AGCGUCCUAACGUGACAAACACUAGUAAGCGGAUCGAGGAAUGCAAUGUGAGUAGUACAGUACACAGAGUAGUGUAGGCUACUCUAACCUCGAUAGUCUGACCAAAAUAACUUUAUCUCUGUCUGGUCAUGUUGUAUUCACGGACAAGUUUGUAAAUCAGCUGGUCUGAGUAAGUGCCUGAACUACUGUCAGAGAUAAGUAGCCUAUCUCAGCUUGAACGGAUGACAGCCUACGUGUGGAGAUUGCCAUCGCCAUAUGGUCAGCGAAACGCCAUUAGCUUGACACAUUAGCCUUUAUUAGCCGACAACAUGGAGGACAUAAGGCCGCCGUCCCCUCUACUUCAUCUGGAUCUCAAUAACUUUGACACAGCUGAUGCAGAAGGUUGCAGAUAUGUGCUUACUAGUCCUCGCUCAUUGGAAUCAUGCUCAAAAUUGGGCAUCAAACCAGUUGAUCUGUUGUUUAAGUCCCUUUCUGAGUUCGUGGAGAAAAACAAAGACAUGCCUUUGGAAGCCAUCACGAAAUUGUACGAGGCUCACGAAAAACAACGAGUUCGACUCCUGCGCCUCUGUCGAGAGGAGCGAGCGAGGAUUAUAGAGGAAGGUAAAGGUAUUGGGACAUCCUUAAAACAGUUUCCUGCCCUUGAAACGGUUCUUGAGCAUAUGACUGACAGCCAAAGCACAGCGACUAAGAAUAGAAACACCACUGAUACACAGAGAAGGCUGGAAAAUAAGACAGUUGGGGUUAGUUUGGGCCGUCGGGGGUCUGUGAGUUUCAGUGAAACAGCCUCUUUAGCCACUGGUGACCCCUUGGUCCACCUCCCAACUUACAAUGGCAGGCUCCUCAGUGCCCGCAGCCAGAUUGGCAGCAGCAGCCUGAGCCUGGGAGACCUGCGACACUCUCCUGCCACCGAGAAGCAGCUGGAGAAACUCACCCGGGACAUCCAGAAGAAGCUGAGCAUCACCGUGCCCGAGAAAGACCGCAAAAUCGCCGCCCUGAUGCUGGUCAAGCACGAGGACGAACAGGUGCGGCAGCGUCUGAGCGUCUGGGAGGAGCGGCAGCGGCGCGAGGAGCAGGAGAAGGAGGAGGCGCGGCGUCUCCGCGGCGAGCGCCUCAAGAGGAAGGAGCUCCUGCGGAGCAUCCGGCGCUGGCAGGAGGACCUGGAGGUGCGGCGGCAGCACCGUGAGCGCCAGGAGGAGGCGCAGGUCGGAGCGCGCGAGCAGGAGAUGGCCCUGCACGAGGAGCGCUGGAGGAGGCUCGCCGAGGAGCAGGAGACGCGGCGGCUGGAGCGCGCCGAGGAGGCGCGCCGCGAGGCCGAGGAGCGCAAGCGCUCGCAGGAGCGUCUGCUCCACGACAGGGAGCGCGAGGAGCUGGAGGAGCAGGAGCGGGAGCGCCGUCUGGCCCAGCGCAAGGAGCAGCGCGCGCGCCGCAGCCGCCGGACCCAGGAGCGCCGCGAGCGCCGCCGCCUCCGGCAGGAGAACGGCCGCGAGGAGCUGCGCCACGCGCUCCUCAGCAGGGAGGCGCAGCAGGAGGAGGCGCGCGCCCUGGAGGAGGCCCAGCGGCGGCUGCUGGAGCAGAAGCUGGCGCGCUCGGGUCAGAACCGGGCCCAGGUGCUGGACGCCCGGCUGCAGGAGCUCCAGCGGCGGGCGGCGCGGGAGGACGAGCAGAUGCGGCGGGCACAGCUGCGGGCGGGCUGGCAGAGCCGGCAGAGGCUGCGCGAGAAGCACGUCCUGGCACAGCUCGGGCAGCAGCGUCUGGAGCAGGCGGAGCAGCGGGCGCGGCUACAGCGGUCCGGCCGCGUCCAGCAGCUGCGGCGGGAGAACCGGCGCAAGGAGCGCUCGCACCUGCAGCUGCGCGAGGAGGCCGAGCGGCGGGAGGAGGCCGAGAGGGAGCUGCGUCUCCGCGCCGCCCGGCUCAAGGAGCUGCGCUGUGAGGCGCUGCAGAGGGAGCGCGAGGAGCAGCUGAGGGAGAGCCGCAGGGUGGCGCAGGCCUCCUUCACCAUGAGGGAGCGCGUGCGCCAGCACACCCGCAGCUGCACCUUCAACAAGAUGGCGCUGGAGGCACAGCUCUUCUCCAGCCUGGGCAAACUCAAGAUGUGACAUCAUGGCACAGCUCUUCUCCAGCCUGGGCAAGCUCAAGAUGUGACAUCAUGGCACAGCUCUUCUCCAGCCUGGGCAAGCUCAAGAUGUGACAUCAUGGCACAGCUCUUCUCCAGUCACAUCAUGGCACAGCUCUUCUCCAGUCUGGGCAAGCCCAAGAUGUGACAUCAUGGCACAGCUCUUCUCCAGCCUGGGCAAGCUCAAGAUGUGACAUCAUGGCACAGCUCUUCUCCAGCCUGGGCAAGCUCAAGAUGUGACAUCAUGGCACAGCUCUUCUCCAGCCUGGGCAAGCUCAAGAUGUGACAUCAUGGCACAGCUCUUCUGCAGCCUGGGCAAGCUCAAGAUGUGACAUCAUGGCACAGCUCUUCUCCAGCCUGGGCAAGCUCAAGAUGUGACAUCAUGGCACAGCUCUUCUGCAGCCUGGGCAAGCUCAAGAUGUGACAUCAUGGCACAGCUCUUCUGCAGCCUGGGCAAACUCAAGAUGUGACAUCAUGGCACAGCUCUUCUGCAGCCUGGGCAAACUCAAGAUGUGACAUCAUGGCACAGCUCUUCUCCAGCCUGGGCAAACUCAAGAUGUGACAUGGCCAAAAGCAUCAAAGUCCGGCUUCAGAAAGUAGAAGUCUGGUAGAUCAGCUGAUCACCUGUGUUAAGCGCACAGGUACAACCAACACAUGGCAGGACUUUUACUCUCUGAAGCCGGACUCAUCACUGGUCAACCCCAAGACCAGCUCUGUGUCUCUGGCCAUACUAUUGCCUCUCUCUCAGAGUACACACAUGCUUGAGCAACAACAAGAGUUACAACUACAAGAGUCAUACUGUAGCACUUCAACAACAAGUUAACAACAAGAGUUAUAGCACGUCAACAACAAGUUAUAGCACUUCAACAUAACUCCGAGACUAAAUUGAGACUUACGAAACUGUUAUUCCUAAGGGUAGCGAUAAACUAAACAGGGUGGAGGGAUAUCUGAGCUGUGAAGAGAGGCUAAUGUACACAUUGGGAAACUCACAAACUAAACAGGGUGGAGGGAUAUCUGAGCUGUGAAGAGAGGCUAAUGUACACAUUGGGAAACUCACAGACAAACUGCAUACUCUAGCUGUGGAGUGAAAUAGAGGAGUUUAUCGUGAAGACCAAAGCUUUCUUAAAAGUGUUACUCAAACAGGAGGAUUAUAAUGGUUCAGGUCAGUAAUUGUAUCACAACACUGUUGAAACCCUUAUAUCUACAUGUAGUUUAUGUUGGAAAUAUUGUACGUGUGUCAAAUGUGCUUCAGUGUUUUUGUUAUGAAUUUAUUGCCAAGAGGAAGGAAUGAGGUAUUUACUUGAAACAAGCCACUUCCAAAGCACCAGCUCAGGGAUUCAAAACUUGCCAGAUGUGUGUAAGUCCAGUGUGGUUCAUUAACCAAAGACAAACAAUACUAUGCCAGUAUCAGUAUGAGCUAGACUGUUUUGUUUUUUUGUGAUACAGAGAUUUUAUGGUAAUGGAUAGAUUGAAAGGUGCUAUUCUGAUAGUUAAAUAUUGAAUUAUUUAUUUAUCCAUAUCUAGUUAUUUAUGUAAAUAAAGAGAUUUAUGAGAAACGUUGUUUUUUUCUUCUCUCCAAUGAUGG